Camellia sinensis is the source of this 1347-nucleotide messenger RNA. RefSeq names its product UPF0481 protein At3g47200. The record is from RefSeq and is a predicted model, not a curated record. NCBI's taxonomy places the organism in Eukaryota, Viridiplantae, Streptophyta, Magnoliopsida, Ericales, Theaceae.
AUGAGUGAAAACAAUGAGUAUUGUAUCAGUGAGGAAGCUCUUCAAAGGCUUACAGAGGACAUUGGUAAGAAAAUGGUUGAAAGUGCAGAGAAGACUCAAUCCAAAUCUUCUUCCUCUUGCAUUUAUAGGGUGCCCAAGGAGAUUCGUAAGCAAAAAGAAAGUGCGUAUACACCUCGCUUCGUCUCUAUUGGGCCUCUUCAUAGCAAGGACCAACACAUUCUCAAUUCGCCCGUGCAGCACCUCAAAAGGAGUUAUGCGAAUGCCCUUUUUGGUCGAAUAUCGUCCAAGGAGGGUGGAUCGGAAGUAGAAAAGCUUAAUAAAUCCAAGGAGGUAUUAAUGGAAUGUGUAAGGAAAAUGAGAAAGUCAUUAGACACAGCAAAGAAAUGCUAUGCGGAAGAAGCUGAGGAUGUGCUGGAUGUAGAGAUGUUGGUGAUUGAUGGUUGUUUCAUACUUGAACUUCUCUACAAAUUAACAGACAAGGAGAGCGAUAAAAGAAACGAUCCUAUCUUCGGCAACAGCCUGAUGCGCAUCUAUGUCCAACACGACUUGCUACUGCUUGAGAACCAGCUUCCUUUCUUUGUCCUCAACGAGUUGUUUGACCUCACCGUGGCUCAUAUAGUGUGUACUCCAACUCGGACUCUUGGUCAGUAUGUCAUUUCAUAUUUUCCUCAGAUGUGGAAAUCAGAAAACGAUGGAACAACAACAGCAACAACAACAACAGCAACAAACAAUAACUAUGAUCAUAUCCUUGAUAUUCUACACAACCACUAUCAUCAUCACGACGCAAAUCCAGGAGACGGUGGUUCUAGCGUGGUCAUGCCUUGUGCAUCAGACCUCGAAUAUGCAGGAGCCAUGUUUAAAGAGGGUAACAAGGUCGAGUUUUGUAAACCUCAGAGUCCUUUUCAUAGAGCUCAAUUUAAAAUCCCAACUUUGGCCCUUGAUGACUCAGUCGAGCCAUUCUUGAGAAACCUCAUUGCUUAUGAGCAGUGUUGCCCUGGUGUUCCUGGUUACUUCACAUCAUAUGCAAUCCUAAUGGAUACACUCAUAAACACUCCCAAAGACGUUCAAGUGCUUGAAAAGGCUGGAAUCAUACGAAACUAUUUAGGCGCCAGUGAAGAUGCCUCUGAUCUUUUCAACAAUCUCUGCAAAGGAAUUGUUCUCGGGGAGUUCUAUUUCACUGAAACAACCAAAGCUGCAGCUUACUACAGCAAGAGUUGUUGGCAUGAUGCUAUGGCACAUCUGAGACGUAGAUACUUCGCUUCUCCAUGGACAUUCAUAGCUUUCUGUGUUGGCUUUAUCACUUUCGCUAUCUCCGUAGUUAAAUUCGUCCGUGCUAACUUUCGUUGA